AUGUGCCCAACAGCGCCCCCCGCCGUCGUCAACGAAAGGAAUCUGGGCAAUGCCUACGUCCCUACCGGCAAUGUCGCCAAGUUCCAGAUCAUCGAGUCCACGUUGAGAGAGGGCGAGCAAUUUGCCAACUCGUACUUCAACACUGAGACCAAGAUCAAGAUCGCCAAGGCCCUCGAUGCAUUCGGCGUCGACUGCAUUGAACUGACCUCCCCCGCUGCCUCGGAGCAGUCGCGCUUGGACUGCGAGGCCAUCUGCAAAUUGGGUCUCAAGGCCAAGAUCCUCACACACGUACGAUGCGACAUGCGAGAUGUCCAGAUCGCCAUUGAUACCGGUGUGGAUGGCCUCGAUAUCGUCAUUGGCACCUCGCAACACCUGCGCGAGCACUCCCACGGCAAGGAUAUGGCCUUCAUCCAAGAGAAGGCCGUCGAGGUCAUCAAGUAUGUCAAGUCCAAGGGCCUCGAGGCCCGGUUUUCCAGCGAGGACUCGUUCCGAUCCGACUUGGGCGAUAUCCUGACCCUCUACGCCGCCGUCGACAAGGCCGGCGUCGACAGAGUAGGUGUCGCUGACACGGUCGGCUGUGCCAACCCUCGCCAAGUCUACGAUCUCGUCCGCACCCUGAGAAGUGUCGUCUCCUGCGACAUCGAGACCCAUUUCCACGACGACACGGGAUGCAGUGUCGCCAACGCUUUCUGCGCUCUCGAGGCCGGCGCCACCCACAUCGACACCAGUGUUCUGGGCAUUGGUGAGCGCAACGGUAUCACCCCCCUCGGUGCCCUCAUGGCUCGCAUGGUUGUCACGAGCCCCGAAUACGUCAAGGGCAAGUACAACCUGGCCAUGAUCAAGGAGAUCGAGGACUUGGUUGCCGAGGCCGUCGAGAUCAACAUUCCCUUCAACAACCCCAUCACCGGUUUCUGCGCCUUCACCCACAAGGCUGGCAUCCACGCCAAGGCCAUCCUCAACAACCCCUCCACCUACGAGAUUCUUAACCCUGCCGACUUUGGUCUCACACGUUACGUCCACUUUGCUUCCAGGCUGACCGGCUGGAAUGCCGUCAAGACCCGCGUUGGCCAACUCGGUCUGACAAUGACGGACGACCAGGUCAAGGAAGUCACCGCCAAGAUCAAGGCUCUCGCCGACGUCCGCCCAAUCGCCAUCGACGACGCUGAUUCCAUUAUCCGCAGCUUCCACCUGGCUAUUGCCUCGCCCGACGUUGCCCCCAAUGGGGCGACCACAAACGGUAGCUCAAACGGUGUGACUAAUGCCGCAUAG
This is a messenger RNA of Truncatella angustata, 1269 nucleotides long. Its product is annotated as HMGL-like-domain-containing protein. Lineage: Eukaryota; Fungi; Ascomycota; Sordariomycetes; Amphisphaeriales; Sporocadaceae. The coding region runs from base 1 to 1269 and encodes 422 amino acids. Gene Ontology annotation, molecular function: homocitrate synthase activity. The record is from RefSeq and is a predicted model, not a curated record. Gene Ontology annotation, cellular component: mitochondrion. The transcript has 8 exons.